This is a messenger RNA of Botrytis byssoidea, 2479 nucleotides long. RefSeq lists its product as uncharacterized. NCBI's taxonomy places the organism in Eukaryota, Fungi, Ascomycota, Leotiomycetes, Helotiales, Sclerotiniaceae. The coding region runs from base 573 to 2357 and encodes 594 amino acids. The transcript has 7 exons. Gene Ontology annotation, molecular function: flavin adenine dinucleotide binding; oxidoreductase activity, acting on CH-OH group of donors. The record is from RefSeq and is a predicted model, not a curated record.
ACACAUAUACAACAACUAACUAAUAAACUGAUCUUCAUUGGAUCUGCUUCAGCUUAGCUCCCCGAAACAGACGGCCUUUUGACUAGCUUCCAUUCCAAAAAUAUACCGAACUCUUUCCCGACAAAAGCAAGAGGAUGCCAAUGUUACAAUUAUUUGAUUUAGUAUGUUACCCUCGAGCUACCCCGCCUCGAGCCCGCCAUGUAUUAAUUCACAAGUGUCAAUACAUGACCCCAUUAUCAAGAAGAGGAGAAGCCAAGCGGGUGAACGGGUUAAUUCCGUGAUCCGGGGACGGGAACUUGUGUUCAGAUAUCCUUGCAUAUUGGUAGAUCCUCCAUGUACUUUAUUAUCCUUCUAUUAUCUAGGUGAUGUUGAUCAUGAUGUGUUAUUAUAAGGAUUGGACUUCCUUGAUACUAACAUAAAUUUAUCGAUCAUUACGCCAAUACAAACAUACACAUAAUCUUUGCGUAGCAUAUUUUGUAAUAUUGAUUAUUAACAAAAUCUUCGGGUUCUUUGUUCUUCAGACUCGAUAUCAAUCAAAACAUAUAUCUCGAUCUAACAAGCAAUACCCUAAAAUGACAUCAACACCACACAAUAAUUACGAUUUCAUAAUCGUAGGAGCUGGCCCAGCCGGACUAUCCCUCGCAGCACGCCUCUCGUCAGCUCCUUCUCAUCCAUCGGUUCUCCUCAUUGAAGCAGGAGGUCCCAACAAUGACCAAGAAUAUCUUGUUCCCGCUGACCGCUUCACUCUCUUUGGCACUCAACCCUCUUUAAAUUGGGGAUAUAAGACAGAACCCUGUUCUCAUCUAGGAGGUCAACAAAUUGAUUAUUCACGGGGGAAAGGAAUUGGCGGUAGUACCGCUAUUAAUUUUUCCUGUUGGGUAAUCGGAGGAGCAGAAGAUUUCGAUGCCUGGGCUGAACAGGUCGAUGAUGAUACAUGGUCGUGGACGCAAGUUAAAGAACGCCUCAAAAAAAUCGAACACUACCAUGAUGAAGUUCCAGACCAACAUCGCGAAUUUGUGAAUCCAAAACCAGAAGAUCAUGGAACCGAGGGGUCACUUCAUCUUUCUUACGCUCCUGUUUGGGAAAAGGGGUUGACGGAUGUCUUUAUAGCAGCUAAACAAGCCGGAUUGCCGUUGAAUACUGAUAUAAAUUCUGGGAAUCCAAUUGGGAUGGGCAUGGGCUCUUCUUGUAUGCAUAAUGGGUUGAGAACAACCGCUGCAUCUUAUUUACCAUUGAUGGGUCCGAGAUUCGAAACUAUCCUCAACGCCCCCGUUGCGAAAGUCCUAUUUGACGGAAAGAAAGCGAGGGGUAUUAGAACAAUCGAUGGCCGAGAAUACUAUUCCCGUAAAGAUGUCAUCUUAUCAGCGGGUGCAUUGAAUAGUCCUCAACUUCUUCUCCUUUCUGGAAUCGGUCCCGCUUCCGAACUCAAGGAACACAAUAUACCAAUCAUCAAAGAUCUUCCACAAGUAGGAAAGAAUCUUCAAGAUCAUUGCUUUUCUACCACAACUCUGUUACUGAAAGAAGGAUCAAAUGAUCGCAUGGAAUUUGAAAUGAAUGAAGAGAUGAAGAAAACUGCAAAGGAAGGUUGGAUUAAAGAUAAGAGUGGAAAGUUGGCGGAAUUAUACUGUGGUGUUCCGAUGGGCUGGUUUAAAAACGAAAAGGUUUUGGAAUCAAAAGAAUUUAAUGAUUUGUCAGAGGAUAAGAAGGCCUUUCUGAGACAGAAGAAUGUUCCUAUAUUUGAAAUUGCUACGCACAUACCUCCCCUUUUUACAGGCACCCACGUCCUCUCCCCAACAGAUUCCUACCUAACCUGCUCCUCCUUCGUCAUGAACCCCCAAGCAACAGGCAGCAUCACACUAUCUUCUGCCGACCCCUCUGUACCACCGAAAAUCGACGCGAAUCUAAUUAAUCAUCCAUAUGAUCGACGAGUUCUUAUUGAAGCAGUAAGAAAAGCGAUGGAGUUUUUAGACACGCCUGUUUUUAAAGAGAAGACUGUAAAAAUGAUUGGAGUUCCCGAGGGUGGUGUUGGGGCGAGUGAUGAAAGUAUUUGGGAACACUGCCGCAACAACCUUUUCAGUAGUUGGCACAUGUGCAGUACAGUACGCAUGGGUAAAGAUAAAGAUGAGAGUGCAGCAUGUGUAGAUACGAAUUUCAGGGUACUGGGUGUGGAAGGACUGAGAGUGGUGGAUUUGAGUGUGAUUCCGCUCUUGCCAAAUAAUCAUACACAAUCAACAGCAUACCUAGUGGGUGAAACGGCAGCCGAGAAAAUGAUUCAAGAAUAUGCGUUAGAUUCACCUGGUACUGCUUUUACUCGGCGGGAUACUGGGGGAAGUGGUGACUUGAGGUCCAGUCUUUAAACUCGAGGUGGAAAUUGGGAGUUUGGACUCAUGAUUUAGUCGAAUGUUAUUAACAUAGCGAGAUAAACAUUAGGUAGCUAUUUCUUGUCUCGGCCUUUUCCAUACAUCGAUUCACUUUUACU